AUGGAAGUUGCUCGACGCCGCCUCAUAACCGGGAGUGUGGCGUUCAUAUGCGAGGAUUCUGUGACCAUUUAUCUUUCGUGUCCUUUUCCGAAUGUUGGAAGGCUGAAGCCGAAGCUGCGCGACCACUACCGCGCGCACCAGCUGGCCCUGUGGACGUGGCUGAUCCCGCAGCUGCAGCGCGUCGGGCGCCUCGAGUUCCUGACGCUGCACGACCCGGAGGCGGAGGACGUCGCGGCCGAGGACCAGCUGCAGGAGCUGUCGGUGCUGCACCACCUGUUCUCGCAGUACGACGACCCCGACCUGUACAGCGGCCCCGUGCGGCCUCUGCAGCACAUGGCGGGCCACUACAUCCUGCCGUCGACGACCAGCACGCCCGCGCCGCCCACCACGACGACGCCGUCGCUCUUCUCGCGCCUCAACACGACGCCCGGCUUCCCGCGGCGCAGCCAGCCGGGCCGCGGCAAGCCGCCGGCCUUCGCGCCCAACACCACCGCCCACGCCGAGGCCACCAAGCCCGAGGGCGUGGACUACGUGGCCUACUCGACGGCGCUGUCCGUCACCAUCGCCAUCGGCGUGUCGCUGCUCAUCCUCAACAUCCUCAUCUUCGCCGGCGUGUACUACCAGCGGGACCGGUCGCGCCUCGGCGACAAGCAGGAGCAGCAGAGCCAGCAGAACAGCCAGAGCAGCAGCGAGCAGCAGAUGGCGGCGGCCAUCAGCUCGGCUUCCGGCCCUACAUUAGGGUCGAGUAUUAACCUGGAGGUGACGAAGCCGCCGCUCAGCGUGCCGGCCUCGCUGAAGGCGCCGCCGCCGUCGCCGCUGGCGCACACGCAGGCCUUCACGCACAUCUCCGAGUGCCCGCCGGCCUUCGCCGACACGCCGCUGGCCGUGGAGGGCGGCGGGCACUGCGUGGCCGUGCCGCCCCCCAACAUCCCCAACGGCAGCGCCACGCUCGUCGGCGGACAGCAGCAGCAGAAGCAGCAGCAGCUCCAACAGCAGCUCCAGCAGCCGCAGCAGGUCGUGAUGCCGCGGGCGCCGCCGCCGCCGCGGCUGAUGCCGGCGGAGUCGCAGCCGCUCCUGCCGGUCACGUGCCGGGCCCCCCGGGGGAAGAUCCCGCCCUACGAGGAGCUGCGCGUAUGAUGGCGGCGCCCUCUGGUGACGGUGCUCUCCGCCGCCGAGCACCUGCAGGGGGGCUCGUACCCGGCCACGCCCCCGGACUACCAGCACCACGCCCAGGUCGUCGACUACUACGGCGGGACCUUCUACGACGGCCAAGACAUGACCACGUCGUUCCGCGGGGAGGGCGCCUCCGGCCCCCCGCCGGCGCCCCCGUCGGCCCUCCC
Penaeus vannamei (Pacific white shrimp) is the source of this 1340-nucleotide messenger RNA. The record is from RefSeq and is a predicted model, not a curated record. NCBI's taxonomy places the organism in Eukaryota, Metazoa, Arthropoda, Malacostraca, Decapoda, Penaeidae.